Molecule: messenger RNA, 1438 nt
Organism: Capsicum annuum
Lineage: Eukaryota; Viridiplantae; Streptophyta; Magnoliopsida; Solanales; Solanaceae
Product: transcription factor ILR3
Exons: 6
Coding region: 409-1143 (244 amino acids)
Biological process (GO): regulation of DNA-templated transcription; intracellular iron ion homeostasis
Molecular function (GO): DNA-binding transcription factor activity; protein dimerization activity
Source: RefSeq, a predicted model, not a curated record
GCAGUAUGAGAAACUCCAAAUAUAAGCUUACAGUAGUUGUUCCAGUCUAGUUGCAGUUUCCUCCUAAGCAACAAAUAGUAUAAUCCCAAUGAAAAGGAUCAUUAAUGAAUGUGACAACUGACAAGCAACUUGUUCAGUGAAAAGCAGCACAAAUCAUGCAACUUUCCUUGUCCAUCCAAAACAGCGUUUACUUUUUGUUAGUUAUAAAAAUGCAUUGAUGACGAUAUGCAACUUUGUUAAUUCUUCUACAUCCAUAUCCACAAAAAUAUUCUUUUCUUUUUAUAUAUGUGAUGUUGCUAUUUCAACUGCUACUAUUACAUUACUGUACUACUGGAGUAGUGGAUUUUUCAUACUUGUUGAUUAUAGUGUAGUGAGCUAAGGAAGGAAUUGAAGAAGAGAGUUUAAGUCAUGGAGGUUGAUUCUAGUGGGAAUCCUAAUUGGUUAUUUGAUUAUGAGUUGAUGACAGAUAUUACUUCUGCUGCAUCUGUUACUGUUGCUGAUUUUCAGUCUCCGGCUACAAUUGAUUUCAGCUGGCCUACUCAGACUAUCUAUGCUUCCUCUAAUCUGAUUGCAGAAACAGAUUACACAUUUGCGGAUUCAGAAGUCAGUAAGGAGGCAAGCUCACGAAAGCGGUUAAAAAGUGAAUGUUGCAGCUCUCCGAGAUCUAAGGCAUGCCGAGAGAAAUUGAGGAGGGAUAGACUGAAUGAGAGGUUCCUUGAAUUGAGCUCUGUCCUUGAUCCUGGAAGGCCACCAAAAACUGAGAAAGUUGCAAUUCUGAGUGAUGCUCAAAGGAUGCUGAUUGAGCUGCGAACUGAAACCCAGAAGCUGAAGGAGUCAAAUGAGGAGUUGCAAGAGAAGAUAAAAGAACUUAAGGCAGAGAAGAAUGAGCUCCGUGAUGAAAAGCAAAGGCUAAAGGAAGAAAAGGAGAAUUUGGAGUAUCAGGUUAAAAGCUUAGCCUCAAAAUCAGGUUUUCUCUCCCACCCUUCUGCCAUGGGAGCUGCAUUUACUGCACAAGGACAAGUCGCGGCAGGCAACAAAUUGAUGCCUUUCAUUGGUUAUCCCAGUGUUGCAAUGUGGCAAUUCAUGCAACCUGCUGUUGUUGACACAUCUCAAGAUCAUGUGCUUCGUCCUCCAGUUGCUUAAGCUGGAUUUGCCAGGUACUUUGUUUGCUCUAUUAUGCUCCAAUGUUCGAUUUAUGUUGUUCCGAUAAUUCACAUCAAGGGCUUCUAAACUUGGUAAAGCACGGAUUUUCGGACUUUUUGCACUGUUAGUCCGUCACAAGCAAUAUAUUGAGGAAAUUUGACAGUUGACUCUUUAAACCUUUGUUAGACAUCACAUAGGUUGUGUAGAACUCCUUAUUUAUUGCCUCUACUGAUUCUACUGAAGGAAGAAAUUAUAUAAAGUUUAAACAUAUAUAUGACAAUGCUUUGGGUAAAAA